Molecule: messenger RNA, 3912 nt
Organism: Adineta ricciae
Lineage: Eukaryota; Metazoa; Rotifera; Eurotatoria; Adinetida; Adinetidae
Source: the annotation of a GenBank genome assembly
AUGAGUCGCUGUUAUCUAUUAUUGAUUUACUUCAUUAUUACAAUAACACAAAAAUUUGCUCAAAGUGAUCCAAAUCUUCGAGAAUCAUCAUUUUAUUUAUCUCAGAUAGGUUUAGAAUUUUUACCGUCUAAUGAACAAGCUCUUUUUCUCGUCAAUACAACUGCUAGUUCUACUAUCACAUGUGCUCAAAAAUGUAUGACAACUAAAUAUUGUCGUACAUUUAAUUAUGAUAUUCAAACAAAAUAUUGCCGUCUUUAUCAAGGUGAUGUAGAUACGACAGGAUUAAUUAUUUCAUCAUCACCAUCAUCUCAAUCAUUAUAUGGGUCAGUUCAAUUAAAUAUAAAAGAUUUUCUUAAUUAUGGUUAUGCGUGUUCAAUGUGUGAUAAUAAUCGAUAUAUGAAAUGUAUUAAUAAUAGUUGUCAAUGUGAAAUGAAUACAUAUUAUGAUGGAUCAAUAUGCCGAAGUCAAAAAUUAGACGGAGCUUUAUGUCAAAAUAACAUUGAAUGCCGUAAUGAUCUUAAUCUAAAAUGUUUAAUGAAUAUCGAAUGUGGAUAUAAUUAUAUAUUGAAUUAUACCACUAGUACUACAGCUAGCAGUUCUUCUAGUAGCACAUCAUCAACAACAACCACUACUACAACCAGAAUGUCAUGUAAUUCUUCGUGUACAAAUCAAACAUGGAGUUCAACAACUAAUUGUUUAGCNAGUUUUCCGCUUACCAGCUCUGAGAAAUAUUCACCGAAAAGAGAAGAAUUGAAUAUGCAUGAACAAAAAUCAAAUGAAACAUUUUCGUUAUCAAUAAAACAACACUUUAUUGAGUACAAUUUGGUGAUAUGGUUCUAUGAACAAAAUCAUUCGAAAAGUGAAGAUGAUGAAAAUAAAUUUGCACAAUUGGAAAACAUCGCCAAUGACGUCUAUACCUUCACAAAUUUAGAUGAAUGUAUUGAUUUUGUAACUGACAUCGUUUAUCGAAAAAUGUUCAUUAUUCUUCCAGAUAUCAUGAGUCAACAAUUGGUACCCGUUAUUCAUGAUAUUUCUCUUAUUGACAGUAUAUACAUUUUUUGUGACGGAGAAACUCUACACAAUGGUUGGAGUGAUAGUUGGAAAAAAAUUAAAGGUUUUUACACACAAAUGACGUUCAUCUGUGAGGCAAUACAAUUGUCUGACAAACUAUCCAACCAAAAUGACAUCCCUAUAAGCAUUAUUAACUUUGAAAGAGAUCAUUACAAUUACGAUCUCGAUCAACUAGAACCUUCGUUUAUGUACACUCGAUUGUUGAAAGAAAUACUUUUGGAAACAGAUCAUGACGAACAGGCAAUUAACGACUUGGUUCAACUUUGGCGUAAGCAAUAUGUCGGAAAUACGCAUAGAUUAAAUGAUAUAGCCGAUUUCGAACGCAAUUAUUCUCCAAACGCGUCUAUUUGGUGGUACACAAAAGAUCCGUUAAUCUAUCACAUGCUUAACUUGUCUCUUCGAACGUUGGAUGUGAAUAUUAUUCUUAAAAUGAGUUUUAUUUUAUGUGAUCUACAUAGUCAAAUCGAAAUUCUAUACAGAAAACAAAUUGUUCAAUGCCACAAAAACACUUUUAUGGUCUAUCGAGGACAAGGAUUAUCGAGAAAUGACUUUGAAAGACUACAGAAAAACUUUGGUGGACUUAUGUCUUUCAACAACUUUUUAUCUACUUCUACUGAUAAAGAUAUUUCACUUAUAUUUGCUGAAAGCAUUAACAAAAAUAUGGACGUUGUUGGUGUUCUUUUUCAAAUGACGAUUGAUCCCAAUAUUCCUUCUUCUCCAUUCGCUUCCAUAAAGGAAGUUAGCUGUUUUAAUGAAGACGAAAUUCUUUUCUCCAUGCACACUGUUUUUCGCAUUGAAAAUAUUCAACGAAUCGAUAGCACUGAUUCACUUUACCAAGUAGAUCUUACAUUGACCUCCGAUGAAGACCUACAACUUCAACGACUUACAGAACACUUACGGAAAAAAGAAGUCGCAAGAGGAUCUGGUCGAUUACGAUUAGGAUCAUUAAUGCAAUGCAUGGGUCAAUUCGAUGAGGCUGAAAAAUUAUACGAUGUCACACUGGAACGAACAAUCGAUGAUGAAACUAAAUCUUAUAUUUAUCUACAACUUGGAGAAGUGAAAAGAAAUCAAGGAAAAAAUGACGAAGCACUUUUAUUUUAUGAUAAAUCUCUCGAAAUUCAACAAAGAACUCUUGUCACAGAUCAUAUUUUGUUGAUUACAACACACAGUAGUAUUGGUUUAGUUCAUGAUCACAUGGCUAGUUACUCAACAGCGCUUCAGUCCUACGAAAAAGCACUCCAAGUAAUGCGAGAAAAUCUAUUCAAUCCGAAUAGUCAUAUGUGGGCUACGAUUCAUAACAACAUUGCCAUGUUGUAUGAGCGUAUGGGUAAUUAUUCUAAAGCUGUUCAAUUUCACAGAGAUGCGAUUCAGAUAGGAAAGAAAACAUUUCCUCUCAAUCAUCCUCAUCUAGCAUAUUUUUACAACAAUGCUUCUGUCACUUAUACAAAUAUGGGUCAUUACAAAAAAGCACUGGAACUUUGUCAGAAAUCCGUCAAGAUAAGAGAAGCGACUCUUCCUCAGAACCAUCCUAAUCUGGCUAUUGCUUACAGUAACAUUGGUCGAAUCUUUGGACACCUGGGUGAAAACUCAAAAGCACUUGAAUAUUUUAAAAAAGCACUUCAAAUAGUAGAAGUACCAUUGACUUCAAAUCCGUAUUUUCUGGCUAUGAUUUAUAUCAACUUUGGUCACGUUUAUACUAACAUGGGUCACUACUUCGAAGCAUUGCGAUAUCACAGUAGGUCACUCCAAAAACUAGAAGAAGUGCUGCCAUCUAAUCAUCCUGAUCUAGCUAUUGCCUGCAAUAAUAUCGGUAAUGUACAUUGGUAUCUAGGUGAAUAUUCGGAAGCACUUUGCUCUCAUAAUAAAGCACUGCAAAUACGAAAAAUAGUUCUAACUCCUAAUCAUCCUGACCUAGGUACUUCUUACAAUUGUAUCGGUGUAAUAUAUAAUGAACUAGGCGACUACCAUAAAGCAUUGGAAUCUUACAAUAAAGCACUUCAGAUAAGAGAAACUCUUCCAAAUGGUAAUCAGGUUUCGCUGGCUAACACAUACAAUAACAUUGCUUUACUCUAUGGGAAAACAGGAAACUUCUGCAAAGCAUUUGAAUAUUUUGAUAAAGCACUGGCAAUCGAUAUCAAACAUUUGCCUCCAAAACACCCUGAUCUGGUUGUGACAUAUGACAACAUUGGUUCUAUUUGUAAAGACAAUGGUGAUUAUGAGAGAUCGCUUGAAUUUUACCAAAAAGCACUCAAAAUAAGAGAAGAAACCCUUUCUUCAUAUCAUCCUGAUUUAGCUCUGUCUUACAACAACAUUGCUCUCUUGUAUGACAACAUGGGUCACUACUGGAAAGCACUCGAAUUAUAUGAUAAAAGUCUUCAAAUACAAGAAAUAGUUUUUCCUCCUAGUCAUCCUAGUCUGGCAACUUGUUAUAAUAAUAUGGGUCUUACAUAUCAGAAUAUGGGAGAAUAUUACAAAGCACUUCAGUUUUAUGAAAAAGGACUUCGAAUCAGACAAAUAGCUCUACCUGAAAAUCAUCCUGAUUUAGCCAAUUCCUACAAUAACGUGGGCACAGUGUACGCAAAUCUGAAUAUAUAUUGCUCAGCACUUGAAUUCCACAAUAAAGCACUUCGAAUAAGAGAAAACAUUCUUCCCUGGAAUCAUUUUUUAUUGAUUAAUACGUACAGAAACAUUGGAAUGGUAUAUUUUAGUAUGGGAAACUAUUCUAAAGCACUCUUUUUCCUAGAAAAACUGCUUGCUGCUUUGAACAGUUCAUUUUCUCCAACACAUCCUGAAAUUAUGGCGACAAUGAUCUUUACUGAACAAAUCAAACAAAAACUAUAG